CUGGCCGUUUCCGGAAGCCGGCAGCCGCCCCAGUCCGCAGACGGGUGGUUGCGACAGGGGAGUUGUAAAGGCAGUGUCUGGCGGUUCCGGGCGUUUGGCCCUGACUCGGAGCGGUGGGAAGAGAAAAUGGCCCUGCUGUGCUACAACCGAGGCUGCGGCCAGCGCUUCGAUCCUGAGACCAAUUCCGAUGACGCUUGCACAUACCACCCAGGCGUUCCAGUCUUUCAUGAUGCAUUAAAGGGUUGGUCUUGCUGUAAGAGAAGAACAACUGAUUUUUCUGAUUUUUUAAGCAUUGCAGGCUGUACGAAAGGAAGGCAUAAUAGUGAGAAGCCACCCGAGCCAGUCAAACCUGAAGUCAAGACUACUGAGAAGAAAGAACUAUCUGAAUUGAAACCCAAAUUUCAGGAGCAUAUCAUUCAAGCCCCUAAACCGAUAGAAGCAAUAAAAAGGCCAAGCCCGGAUGAACCAAUGACAAAUUUGGAAUUAAAAAUAUCCGCCUCCCUAAAACAAGCACUUGAUAAACUUAAACUAUCAUCGGGGAAUGAAGAAAAUAAGAAAGAAGAAGACAGUGAUGAAAUUAAGAUUGGAACCUCAUGUAAAAAUGGAGGGUGUUCAAAGACAUAUCAGGGUCCACAGAGUCUAGAAGAAGUCUGUGUAUAUCAUUCUGGAGUACCUAUUUUCCAUGAAGGGAUGAAAUACUGGAGCUGUUGUAGAAGAAAAACUUCUGAUUUUAAUACAUUCUUAGCCCAAGAGGGCUGUACAACAGGGAAACACACGUGGACUAAAAAGGACGCUGGGAAAAAGGUUGUUCCGUGUAGACAUGACUGGCAUCAGACUGGGGGUGAAGUCACAAUUUCAGUAUAUGCUAAAAAUUCACUUCCGGAACUUAGUCAAGUAGUAGCAAAUAGUACAUUGUUAAAUGUGCACAUUGUAUUUGAAGGAGAGAAGGAAUUUCAUCAAAAUGUGAAAUUAUGGGGUGUGAUUGAUGUAAAGCGAAGUUAUGUAACUAUGACUGCAACAAAGAUUGAAAUUACCAUGAGAAAAGCUGAACCUAUGCAAUGGGCAAGCCUUGAACUGCCUGCAGCCAAAAACCAGGAAAAACAAAAAGAAGAUACAACAGAAUGAGUUGAGAAGGAAAAGAAAGUUAUUGACUAUUUCAAAAUUCUUAAUAUGUGGUGAAGUGGUGGCUUGCUGCUGUACUCUUGUUUUCUUGUUGUUGUUGAUGAAUCUGGCGUUUCAGGGUCUACAGUAGGUCCAAGCCAAAGUCAGUUUAUCUUUCUGUGCCUCCCGUAUCCCUUUUGAGUUACCUAAGACUGAUUAUUCAUUUCUCCUCACUAAUAGAACUGUAGUUGUGUCUUAUACUUGAAGCAGCUAGAAAAUAGCUCACAACAGUUACAGCAUUUCGUAGUAUAUUAUGUUAAUCAGAGAAAUGUAAAGAAACAUUUGUUUUUACCAUUUCUUUCUUUUAUCCUGUAAUUAGUAAAGCAAGAUGGAAUGUCAAAUUUUUAAA
This is a messenger RNA of Physeter macrocephalus (sperm whale), 1510 nucleotides long. It is a transcript of the gene CHORDC1, whose product is annotated as cysteine and histidine rich domain containing 1. The transcript has 11 exons. NCBI's taxonomy places the organism in Eukaryota, Metazoa, Chordata, Mammalia, Artiodactyla, Physeteridae. The record is from RefSeq and is a predicted model, not a curated record. Gene Ontology annotation, biological process: centrosome duplication. The coding region runs from base 127 to 1125 and encodes 332 amino acids. Gene Ontology annotation, molecular function: zinc ion binding.